AUGACGCUGACCGCCAUGGCCGAGCUCGGCCUCGCCGCCUUCCUCAUUAGCGCGGGCAGUGACAUGUAUACCUGGGCCAGCCCCGGAUACUACUCUCUCCUCGUCCUCAUGUGCUUCGAGGCAGCGUGGACGGUGCUCUUCGCAGGCGCAUACGUACUCUGGGUUCUUGACGGCGCGGUGCACCUCCUCGCGAGCGUCGCCAGCUCCGUCAUCUGGCUCCUGCUCACCUCUGUCCUCUGGGGUGCCGGCGCCGGACUCAUGCAUGGCUCCCGCGUGAGCGCACGCUGUCCCGAGUACGCGCCCCUCUCGCGG
Messenger RNA from Postia placenta MAD-698-R-SB12, 312 nucleotides. RefSeq lists its product as hypothetical. Lineage: Eukaryota; Fungi; Basidiomycota; Agaricomycetes; Polyporales; Adustoporiaceae. The annotation marks the transcript as partial. The transcript has 3 exons. The record is from RefSeq and is a predicted model, not a curated record.